AUACUUGGGCCGGAAGAGUGGGCUGUAGCUGGUCAUUUGUGGGGCGUGCCGCCACCUCUGCCUUUAUGCAGUUUUAACCACUCAUUUUCAAUAUAAUUUAGUUUGGUCACCAAAUAUUCUUAUCAAUAGGGCCGAUCCAGAGUGCGUAAAGAGGAUGCUGGAGAAAGUUGACAUGGAAGGUGAUACACCUCUACAUCAUGCUGCAAGAGGUGAGCAUGCACAUGUUAUAAAGUUGUUGCUAGAUUCUGGGGCUUCUCCUACUAAGAAAAAUUCAUUUGGCAAGAUCCCCAGUGAGCUUGUUGAAUCUGAUUCUGAAGCUAUCAAAGUCUUUGAAAUGGCUGCAAAUGCAAUGGCUACCUGCUGAGUUUUUUUGUUUCUUUGUUUGCGGAAUAUAAUAGCACGAGCACGGCUUCAUCUUUAUCUUCUUUUUUGAAAUAUUGACCAAAAGAUUCUCACCACCAUCUACUUCCCCAGAUGCUAAUGGAAGUAUGCCUAGAAGGAAGGCACUAACAUUAUUUUAGGAUGGCCUUUCCCAUGGUUGAGCUUUUUAAUCCAAUAAUUCCAGUCUCCUUCUAAUUAAAGAAAUCUGUGGUGUGUGUUUUUUACUGUGGCCGGUGACAAGAAGCUGGUUAUUGAAGAUCCAAGGCCCCAAGGUGAUGACGCGA
Messenger RNA from Cuscuta campestris, 665 nucleotides. The record is from the annotation of a GenBank genome assembly. NCBI's taxonomy places the organism in Eukaryota, Viridiplantae, Streptophyta, Magnoliopsida, Solanales, Convolvulaceae.